CUGAGGGCCUGUGGGCCUUGCUCUGGCUGCCAGUGUGGCCGGUGCGGCCCCCAGAUCCCUUUCCCACCCUCUACCUUCUGCUCCUGCCCCCAGGGUGCCCACCUGCCCACGGGGGCUCUGCCAUGUCCUGCCUUCCUGUCCUCGCCUUCCGUGACCACUGACCUUGUGUCCAGAAGGUGGGGGACGCUGGGCUUGGGGCCGCUCACUCCCGUGACCCGGGCCGACCUGCUGGUCGUUGUCUUCCAGAAAGCCAAGCGAGGCAGAGCGAGCGCGCUCCCCGGACACCCAGCGGGCGGGGGAGGCCAUAAGACUUGGACCAGGACACCUCACCCCCACUCCAGCAGCUGUCACCUGGGACUCUGACCUCCUUUCACCUGGGACUCUGACCUCCUUUCCCUGGGCCACCUGGCCUCCUCGGGGCUCUACCUGCUGGCAGCAGAAGGCAGGCCAGAAAGGUGCCCGCCCAGGUCAGGAGAGGCUAAGUCUCUUCCUGCCACUGCCCUGGGGACGUGGGGACGUGGGUGACCCCCCCGCUGCCUGCAGGCCCUGUGUGAAGGAGCCCGGCCCACAUGUGUGAGCCCUUCUGUGUGUGUUCCUCUCAGUCGUCCGUCUUUGGGGUCAGUUCAGUCGUGACCAAGUGGGGACACAUGAGAACAUUCUCCUGACGGGAGAGGGGGCCUUACGGCCAGACGCAGCGGCCCUUCUGCACAGGCGGAUGCUGGCAGCAACUGGGGAGAGAACCUUCCGGAACCUCUUGUACACUUUGGGGCGCGAAUCCUGCUUCUGUUUCUGUUUGACACGUGAGGAAUCUUCCUGUGUGGGUGUGGGUUCUGGGUGCCCCAGGGCCGGGCCCACAGUCGCCCUCUCCUGCCCCACGCCAGGCGCUGUUCCCAUGGCCAUGGUCCCUGCACUGUUGGGGUCCCCGUCCCCAGCUGAGGAAGUAGGCAGAGCAGAGAUGGAACCAGCGGACCAGACUCCGGUCCUUGGGCUCCCUGGUUUCAUGGAAGCCCAGAGGGGGGUGAGACCAGUUUGCUGGUCUGCAGCCCACCUCCCUCCAGACCACCUAGUCCUUGGCCUCAGCCCGCAUCCCUGGGACCCAGGGGUCCAGGCCGGGUGCUCAGGGCCUCACCCCAGUGGAAGGAAGUGCCCGGCCUCCCUCGGGGCCCUGCCUCUGCUGGGAGGGGCUGCGGGGUAGGGGGCAGCUCUGCCCCGGCCUGGCGCCCCCAACCCUGGCCACUGAUGGCUGCCCUCACAGACCCAGCUAGUCCCGACCAACUGUCCCCGACCAACUGUCCCCGCCCCGCAUGUCUCCUGCAGCCUGUCCUGUCUUGGUCCCCUGGAACUGCACCGUUCCUGAGGGGCGGGGGUGGGAGCCCCGGUCCCGGACUUAGUUUCCUCAUUUGCGUGUCAAGGCAGCCAUCCUCCCCUCUUAGGGGCCCCGGGACAGUGCUGACCACUGUGUGCCUUCCGCCAUCCAGGCCUCCUGGCCUCUCCCGGGGACGCUGUCCUUUCAGCUUCCACACCGUUAGGGGCCAUGGCGUGACAUCAGGGCCACUGCCCCAUGUCAGCUGGGGCCCUUGUGAGCCCCUGGGGUCCCUGAGCCCAUACCAGCCUUUGCCCAGAGCCAUUCCACUCUGCUGCUGCUCCCUGGGGGGCAGUGCUGGCCUGUGUGUCCCGCGGGCAGUGCGCUUCCCCGGCCACAUGUUUCCUGGAGCCUCCCUUCGCAUGGGCCUGGAGACACCUGCCUGCCUGAGGACCCUGCUGGCCUGGGAAGUGCCCGCCCGCCACCCCCACAGUCCUUCCUGCUGUGCGUGCUAUGUCCAGCUUGCUUUACAGAUAGGGGAAUUGAGGCUCAGAACUCAGGCUCCCACAGGAGGGCUGGGGUGGGGAAGGUCUGGGCCCCCUGACCCACAGGCCAGCCUCAGGGAACACGUUCCAGGAACUGUGUGCCGAGUGGGGUGUGUGCUGUCUCCCUGGGGGCCAUGGGGUCUAGCCCUCUGCAGGGAAUGUCCCCGCUGGGCUGUGUGGGGUCCCGUAGGCUUGCUGGCCCUCCGCCUCCCCUUCCUGACCUGGCAGUGGCUGAGCCCAGGGGUCUGUGUCUCGCCUGUCCAGACCCCAGUUCCUUCGCCUACAGGACAAAGGUCCAGUGGAGCGCUUGCUGGAUGGGCCUUCCCCGGGCUCUGGCAUGCUCCCCGAGGGUCUUUAAAGGGUUAAGCAUGUGCUCUGGGUGAGGGGUCCUGGCAGGAGGGAGCCCUUUCCUGCCCAGCAGGGCUGUCUCUCCCCACCCCCAACCUAUUGUUCCUGGCGCAGGAAAAGGCAUAUUUCCCCCAUGAGGUCACUGGCCGCUCUGGUGGGGAGGUGGGAGCUUCCUGGGCAGCUGCUCCCCUCCCCUCCAGCUCCGAGCCUUCCUUCUCUGCUCUAGCCUGGGGGUGACCAGCACCUCCUCUCACCUCCUCCCAGUCUUAGCUGGUCUUCAAGGCCAGAGGAGAGGCUGCCGCCUCCAGGCAGCGCUCUAAUGCCGGGGCCUUCUCUGCAGGGACAGGCACUUCACCGGCAGCCUCCAUGGCUGCGUGGCGCGUACCAGGAGCCCUGGACGCUGGCUGCAGAGCCAGGAGCCUGGACCUAAGUCCUGCCUGGACCUCCACGGGAGCCGUUCCCCUCUGAGACAUUCCCCAUCCGCAUCUGGACAGGGGGACAGCUGAGCGGGCUGCCCCUGCUCCCCGGCCUGUCCCCAGCCCCUGCUAGCAGGGGGAGGGCUGUCGGCUGGGAAUAGGACCCAAGCCCCUUCUGCUCCACCAGCCGCACCUCUGCCCUGCCAGCGCUGGGAGCCAGCGGGCCACGGUUCCCCGCUCACGCCCCCACCCCGGGCCAGCGUCCAGGAGGGCUGUGUGGGCGCCACCCGCCUACUUGGUACCAGCUUCCUGGCUGGGCCGAUGAAGGCAGAGCAGUCAGGGACGGCUCACAGGCCUUCUAUGUGUGGGCCGGGCGGGCCGCCCCCCAGACAUCCUGGGGUGCCUCGGGGAGCUGGAGACCCACCCCCUGGGGCACGCACAGACCCUCCCUUUCUUGCUGUGUCCCCAUCUGCGGAGCUGGGCAGGUCAUGCGUGUUGGGUGCGUGAGUGAAGGAAGGAGUGAGAGGCUCCGGGCUGCAGGGUGGGGGUCACCUGGCUGUCCCUGCCCCCGCCGGCCAUGCCCCGGCCCUCUGACCUCUGACCCUGCUGACCCAACUCUUCAUCUCUGACCUCCUGCUUUGGGCACAUGAGCUUCUCCGAGAUGCUCUCCUUCUGGGCCAGGGUGUGGGGAGAGGACGGGGCCGCAUGCCUUGGGCUCCACCGGUAGCAGCAGACGGGCUCAGGCAGCCCCUGCCUCUCGGAUUUGAG
Lutra lutra (Eurasian river otter) is the source of this 3380-nucleotide messenger RNA. RefSeq lists its product as uncharacterized. The record is from RefSeq and is a predicted model, not a curated record. The coding region runs from base 1240 to 2214 and encodes 324 amino acids. NCBI's taxonomy places the organism in Eukaryota, Metazoa, Chordata, Mammalia, Carnivora, Mustelidae. The transcript is spliced from 2 exons.